Messenger RNA from Labrus bergylta (ballan wrasse), 2523 nucleotides. RefSeq names its product deleted in malignant brain tumors 1 protein-like. Gene Ontology annotation, cellular component: plasma membrane. Gene Ontology annotation, molecular function: serine-type endopeptidase activity. The record is from RefSeq and is a predicted model, not a curated record. NCBI's taxonomy places the organism in Eukaryota, Metazoa, Chordata, Actinopteri, Labriformes, Labridae. Gene Ontology annotation, biological process: zymogen activation.
GAGACAGUUUGUGUCCUGUUCAUCAUUUUAUAUAUAAACAAGGCCUUGCAAGUUGAAGUGAAAACUUCUCUUGAAAUAACUGUUUUUUAGUAGGCCCUUGAAAGAAAUGUAAAAAUGUUUGGUGAAUCCUGUGAAUGAAAGGACAUAUCAUGCAUAAUGCUUUUCUGUCAAAAGGAAAUUAAUAUGAAACAGAUAAAGACAUGAGUAAGUAUCAAAUUGGCUUUCCAUCAAUACACAAAUAAAAAUAGUAGUCAGUGCCAUAGGUUGCUCAUCAUUAUCAUGUUACAUAUAAGAGCUUGUAAUAUGAGGUGUCUCUGUAAUGCUCUUAAAUGAUUUUCACUUGUGAGUAUUUCACAUUUUGAUUGAAAAAUUAUGUUUUUAUUGUGAAAAUAUUGGCUCAUAGCAAAAAACCCAAGGGAACUGUUAUAGUCAUAUACUGUAGUCUAAACUAAUGCAGUCUAAACUGUAGUCUAAAAGAAAUGUCCAGCUCUUUGGUGUUUUUUAAGCAAUUGCUCUCAGUAGCUCUAAUCAACCAGAAGCAGCUGCAAAAAACUCUGAUAUAUCUUCUGAACACUUCCUGACCAACAAACGACAGAAUUCAACACAACCUAGUUUUUAUGCUGACAUGUCAAUAGCCAACUGGUUCAUUUGCAAUUCUGACUAAAGCAUUCCGCUGGGACUGACAGGAUCCAACACUAUAAGAUCCACAGGGGAAGAGGAAGAGGAGACAAAAAGAAUACAAUAUUAUUAUAUUGACCAUUUUGCUGUUUUGAGCGUUGUGUGUCAGCCAUGAAGAGCAUACAACAGAGACACCUUUGCUUGACCCUGGUUUGUUUCUUCUUGAUUUCUUCUUUGCCUGCUGCAGGUUCUUCAAUCAGAUUAACUGGGUCUGGGUCUACUCAUUGCUCUGGAAGAGUUGAAAUCUUGCACAGUGGUUAUUGGGGAACAGUGUGUGAUGAUAAGUGGGAUUUAAGUGAAGCUGAUGUGGUGUGCAGACAGCUGAACUGUGGGACAGCACUGAGUGCUCCCCAUGAGGCCUUUUUUGGUGAAGGAACUGGUCAAAUUUUGCUUGAUGAGGUGGACUGUUCAGGAAGGGAAACUUCUCUUAUCGAGUGUCUGGCCAGAGAAAUGGGAAGACACGACUGUAAUCACAAUGAGGACGCUGGUGUGAUCUGUUCUGAAAGCCUCACAAAGCCAACCAUCUCCAUGAAUCCUGUUGGGGAGCUAAACUUGGAUCAGAGUGUCAACAUCACUUGUUCAAUCUCGACUCGGAUUUAUGAUGGAACGUUUUACUUGAGGAAGAUCCCAGGUCAUUCCAAAAUGACCGAACGGCCAAAUACAAAUUCUGUCACCUUCAAUAUCCAUAGAAUGAGCUUCGAUGAUGAGGGAUUGUACGCGUGUCAGUUCAAGAAAAGUGUCUCUGGUCAAGUCUUUAGGUCCCCCCGAAGUGACACUGUGAGUCUCUCUAUCGCUGUGAGACUGCAACAGCCGAGUAUCUCUCUCACAUCUCCUAACAGAGGGCUGGUCUGGAGUCCUGAAGGUGCAGAGGUCACCAGGGGUUACAGAUUUAUCUUCAUCUGCUCCAUUAACAGCAGCUACUCUGAGGGCCAAUUCUUUCUCAUCUCCUCUGACUCAACCAUUGUUGCCACCAAGCCUGCAAUCAACCACUCGGCCUCCUUUGACUUCCCUGUAGCUGAGUAUAAACACCAGGGCAACUACAGCUGUGUGUAUGAGGUCGAACUGUCUACAAGGAGAUUUAAUUCUACUGAAACAGGAGCAAUCAGGGUUGUUAUUAAAUUGCCUCUCUAUAAUGUGCCUCUGGUGUCCUCAGUAACUGCUGGGAUCCUCCUGUUGCUGUUUGUAGUGCUUUUGGUGAUCUGUCUGCUCUGCAAAAGAGGACGAAAAGCCAAGCAGCCAGGAACCCUGGUCCAAACUCAAUUGGCUGCCAGAGUGGGGAGUUGUCAUGAAGAUGAUAGAGAGGACUAUGUGAAUGUUUGUUCAGUUGACACCGAGAAGAAUCUGAAAGAGGAAACGGUGAGAGUGGAAGAAGAGAAUAUAUAUGAGGAGCCAGAGAGAUACAAGGGCCAUGAUUGUGAUGAAGUGGCCCCAGAUUCAAUCUUGAGAAAGACCAACGAAGUCUUUUUCAGACAAGAAAGAGAAGAACGACAAGAAGAAACCAGUGAAGUUGAAGAUUACUAUGACAGUGUAAUCCAGCCAUUUAAUGAACCAACUUUAGACAUCUAUGAAAAACAGGAGGAUAUUUAUCUAGACCUUUAGGUGUCAGAAUGAUUUAAAAUGGCAAAAGUACUGGACCUUUGACCCAUGGCAAACAGUUUUAUCAAGUAUAAAAACAAUUAAAAUCUUAAAGUGUGAACCGAUCAAGUGGACAGUGAAGACACGUGUUACAUUAUGCCUAAGAUAUAUUACCUUGUUCUCCUCCUUAUUCAUUCUAUCCACAUAAUUUUGCUUUAAAUCUAGAAAAUCAUAACACCAUUUCAAUUUGUAAAAAAAUGAAUACUACUG